CAGACGCACACGCACGCACUCUCACACACACUUGCAGUCUCACACACACUCACGCUCAUAUAACACGAACAGCACAUCUCCCUUCCUCGGAUCGUUGUUCAAACCAUGCCAUUGAGAAAGAGUCGUUCCCAUUGGUUCAUUAACAAGAAUCGCUGCUCACUGAUUGGCUAAGAGGACGCAGGUGUGACUGGUGUUGAUUCUUAAUGAUGCGCAAGUGUGGUAGUAGUGACGUGUUAGUGGUGGUGGUGGUGGUGGUGAUGGCAGUGGUAGUGUUGAUGGUGAUGACGACAGCGUGUUUCCUGCUGCGUGUUUUGUCAACGGACAGGCGCACAUCACACCACAUGGAGUCACAUGAGGAGGAGAGCAGCUGUAAUGAAGGAGAGGAGGGAUGCAUUGUCCCCUACGCGGGCUUUGAGAACGACGAUGAAGAAGGCGACGAAGAACAAGAACAACAUAAAGGAGAUGAAGUGAAAAGUCGACAAAAGAGAUUUUUCUUUUCUCCGUUUUUUUCCUUCAUCGAAACAUUUUUCAGAGGUCUUUUUGAAGGAAAUUUAAGAAUUAGCCCCGAAAUAACCUUGCCCAUGGGUGACAGAGAGUCUGACGAGCCCAUCAAAAUCAACCUUCCCGACAUAUUGAUUAGUAUUGAUGCAAUACAAAGCUUCCUGGGUGACAUCGGCAAUUUCAACAUAUUCGGGCGGAGGCGCAGAAGGAAACGGGCGGCGGUGGCUGACAUCACGGCUCUUGGUGGGGAGCGACUGGUAGUUUACGGAGCCCUAGAGGAAAUCAUAAGGAGCUUGGGGUUGCCAGGGCGGCCGUGCUUGCUGCGUACUAUCUGUGAAGUGUCCCGGGCGCCCUUGGUGAACUACAUAUUCUUCAGGAAGGUCUUGAGCCCCAGCCACGCCCCCUCCCACCAAAAGAGGUACCUAGCGGCUUACCUGCAGGCUGAGAGGGCAGGCAGCACCACGGGGGACUGCACAGCCUACCACCCAACCUGCCCAAAGACCCUGCUGACGAAAACGAAACUGUCUGUGUAGGGAUACGUGUGUGUGUGUGUGUGUGUGUGUGUGUGUGUGUGUGUGUGUGUGUGUGUGUGUGUGUGUCAGUCUGUUUGUCUUUCUGCUUGUCUAAAUAUGUAUGUUUGGGUUCCUAUCUAUCUAUCUAUUUAUAUUUAUCUCUAUCUGUCUAUCUAUCUAUGUUUGUCUAUUUAUGUUUGUUUAUGUGCUUGUCUGUCUGUCUCAGUGUUUGUCAGUAUGUAUG
Molecule: messenger RNA, 1257 nt
Organism: Portunus trituberculatus (swimming crab)
Lineage: Eukaryota; Metazoa; Arthropoda; Malacostraca; Decapoda; Portunidae
Exons: 4
Coding region: 204-1034 (276 amino acids)
Source: RefSeq, a predicted model, not a curated record